UGGGGAGAGGGCGGGGUGAACGGAAGUGACGCGAGGAUGAGUGACGGAUGACCGCCAUUUUGUGAGCGGAUUUUAUUUUCACUGCGUCAUUGGAGCCGAGUGCGGUGUUCGUUCAGAAUGAGUUCUCGAGUGUUCAUCGGCCGACUGAGCCCUCAUGCUACAGAGAAAAAUGUGGAGAAGUUUUUCAAAGGAUACGGGCGAAUUAAGGAAAUCGAUUUGAAGAAUGGCUUUGGAUUCGUGGAGUUUGAAGAUUACAGAGAUGCAGAUGAUGCGGUGUAUGAGAUGGAUGGAAAAGAGUUGUGCAAUGAAAGAGUUACAGUUGAACACGCCAGAGCACGCCCUAGAGGAGGACGUGGAGGGGGACGAUUUCAAGGUCGCUUUAACCAACGUUGGUCUCGUGGUGGUGGUAGUGGAGGAGGAAGAAAUGGGCCUCCAAUCCGUACAGAAAACAGAGUGAUUGUUGAGAAUUUGUCUUCCAGAGUUAGCUGGCAGGACCUGAAAGAUUUCAUGAGACAGGCUGGAGAAGUUACCUUUGCGGAUGCGCACAGGCACAAACUCAAUGAAGGGAUUGUAGAGUUUGCCUCUUACAGUGACUUGAAGAAUGCACUCGAUAAGCUCUCAGGCACAGAGCUUAAUGGAAGAAGGAUCCGACUGAUUGAAGAACGUAAACAGUACAGGUCUCGCAGCAGAUCCCGUUCCCGCACCCGCAGUUCUUCUAGAUCUCGUAGCCGAUCACGUAGUCGAUCUCGUUCCAGAGGCCGCAAGUCCUACAGUAGAUCCAAGAGUAGGAGUCACAGUAAAUCACGUUCUCGUAGUAGAUCACCUGUUCCUGCUAAGGAGCAGAAAGGCCGCUCCCCUUCACCAUCUAAGUCGCCAGUGUCGGCGGAGCAUGCAAGAUCCCGUUCUCGGUCCCGGUCUCGUUCGCGAUCAAAAUCGCGCUCUCGGUCCAGAUCGCCUUCCGUUGAGAGCGCUGACUAAAUGUUAAUGUCAAAAGUGGACUUUUACCCCCAAGUGAGUGAAAGUUGAUGUAAAAUAUGGUAAGUAGGAAGUGGUGAAUUUCUGUCAAAGGAGUUUAGAUCUUUUGUUUACUUAAAUGCAUAAUAUGUAUAGUUAUUGGAAGUAAUUUUGACUUGAUUAUAAAUUCACAUUUUUAUUCAGAAUGAUAAUUUCUUUAUCCGCUUAAUGUGCGGUUUGUUUUUCACAUUGAUUUCAUUAAUUGAUCUUUUCUGUUAGUUUCUAUCUAUCUGUAAUAUUGAAUGCAAUUUCAUUGUUUUUCUUGUGCAUCGCUUUAAAUAAAUAUUCCACAAAAAGGUGUGCGUUUAUAAUGGGUUGCACAAACCUCAUUUCUGCAUAUCAUCUGGCAGAUGGUGAGUGUUUUCUGAUUGCUAGGUAAGUUUAAGAAAUUUUCAUAGCAAAUCUUCAAUAUGCCACUAAAUUCUUAAAUUGGGUUAAGGAGCAACGAUGUUUUGUAAUGCUGAAUGCACAUCGUUCUUUGAAUAUUCAAAAAUCCUGCCUUGUUUUGCUAAUGGUUUUUUCCUGUAACUUUAGUAUUUAGGUAACGCAUUUUCUUAUUUCUUAAUAAUUGCCAGGCUAGAGUAGUGGUGGAUUAUUUGAGUAACUUGCUGUAAUACUUAUUGGGCUAAAGGAUGAUUUUUUAUCUUCCCAGAUAGUUGUCGUGUUGAAAUGUUUACGGUAAAUUUACCAGCAUCUUCACAGUUGUACUGUUUUUCAGUAUGCCCAAGAGAUGCGUGCUGAACUAAAUGUUGUUUCCUUUCCCUAGGUAAGGUGGAUGGAGAAUAUUUAAUGUCAUGUAUAACAAAAAGGCAGCAUUUUUACCUUAUGUACUGCUUGGCAUAUCAUUGGCUUCAUUAUAAAAGAAAUCAAAUUAUUUCAAUGCUGCUCCAGAAAUUAAAAACUUGAUUUUUUAAACUACCAGUGAUCUCUGGUUCAAUCCCUUAUUUUUGCUGAGCUGGCUGAUCUUGGCUAAAUUUUCUUCUUCCCCAGGGAAAUGGUGAUUCAUGCUAUUGCUCAUUCAGAGGUGGGAUGGACAGGUGGGAAGUGGGAAGCUUGACUCCAAUGCCUCAGCUAAUGUUUGGAUAGCAAUAGGGAGCUGUUUAGGCCAAUCGUAAUGCUGAUCCUUAGGGAAGUAUUAAGGCUUCCCAUUUCACUGCGCAUGGAGUCUUUAAAAUUGAGUUGCUUCCCUCGUGCUUAUUUUUAUAAUCUAUGGUUGAUUUGUCUAUAUAGGCAAUAAUUAAAAUAUUGUGUAUUUUGCAGGUUGUCAAUUAAAAUUUAUAAUGAUUAACCUAGAAUAGUGGGAUUUUGUAAAAGUUCAUUUUCUCCCAAGUCAGCAAUGUUGCAAGUGGUUGUAAAUCUUCCCUUGUAUCCUGGGAAGCAGAUGUGUUAUAUCACUUGUAAGUAAAUUACUCUGAAACCAAUAUAAUUGCCACAAGCGAUGCUUGAACUGAGCAGGCUGCAUUUUUUAUAGCUUGUCAAUGCAGAAAGACUUGAAUGUGGCAUACAAACCAGAUUCACAACGUGUUUUAAAUCACUGUCAAGACACGUGACCUUAAGCUCAUUUUUGCCAUUAUAGCAAACAAGCUCAUAAGAGAACCUGGAGCAAGCAACAAGAGGUCUCUGAAUAGAUAUGAAGCUGAUUCUGUUUUAUGGUGCUUCAAAAGUGAGUAACAUUGGAACCACCCAAGCAGUGAAAAUAUAUAUAUAUUUUGAGUGCUAGACAGAAAGGAAUAUGCCUAUUUUAAUUGGGGGGAAACUUCCAGAAUUGCUCCACAUCCCCUUAAGGGAUUGAAUAUCUGACUACUCCCUAGAAGGCCCACACCCUCAGAACAAGUCUUCUCUCCCCCCCCGCCCCACAUUAUUACUUUCAUUGUAUUAGUUAGGUUGGGUAUGAAAGUGAGCACACAGACACAUGCCACCACCACUGCCACUUAGGGGAGGAGGUGCACUUAGGGAAAUUUUGAAGACCAGUCUAUUCUGUGGUGGUGUUAUGCCCUCAAUCACACAACUUUUUGUUUCUUAUGACUUUUCUCCAUCCUUUGCUGGGAUACAAUUCCACAGUUGCUGCUCACCCUUUGGUAUUGUGACCAAGUAUUCAUUAUUCAAGUGUAGGUAAGCCUGUGCAGCGAUUGCCAAUGUUUAGUACACCAUGGGGGCUUCCCCUUGCAUCAUAUUCAUGCGCUGGAGAUCUAGCGUGACAUGAGAGGCCUGAUCUUACUUGCUAUAUCCCCUAGAUGUGAGCACUUGUGCUGUUUUAUUUGUUCGAAUGUAGUUCUGACUAAAAGUAGCUAAGUCAGUGAAGAUGGUCUAUAUGGAUAGACUCAGCAGUGAAAACCUACUUGCUGUCAGAUUCACUCACUUUGUUGUUAAGUUCCAAAAAUGCCUUUGGCACAACAGCUGUUGAUGUCAAAUUUCCAUUGUACUUGCCACAGGGAGGUAAUGUAGCAUUGAUUCUGGGACCUUAUGUUAAACUUGGGUUAACCUAUUGAGACACAGGAAUGUGAAAAACACAAACGUUGCAAAGGUGAUUAAUGAUUGGUGACUUGCAUUUCCUACCUAAUAACUUAGUGACAGACUUCACAGAAUCACAGUGCAGAAGAGGCCCAUUGAGUCUGCACCGACACGUGAGAAACACGUUUCAGUGCAGACUUGUUGAACUGUUAUGGGUAAUAUUUCUAAAAUCUAAAUUUAAGUUGCAAGUUAAUAGAUCUGAAAGGGAGUUGUGAGAUUGUUCUUAAGCACUGAAAUGGGUUCAAGAGCUCAGGGAAUCAGUUUCCAGUGCAAAACACCAGACUGUCAUUUAUGAACUGUAAUAUCAAUAUGUAAUUGAGCCAGACAGAAGAACUUAGGCUCAUUGAGUGAUUUUUGCUUUACACUGGGGAGGGGGAAAUCAGUUUUUACUGCUGAUCUGCCAGUGAUUCCUGAAAAUGUAAGUAUGGAUAGUCCACACGCACUGAAUCUGGCAUAGUAAUUACUCUCUAUCCCAAACAAUUAUAGUCCAUCUGCGCAUUAGUGUCUGGAUUUACGAGUAAAGAAUGGCUACUUAUCUAUGAUGGUGAAGGGUGAUGUCUCCUGACCUGUUCUGUCAUAAGUCAACAGCAAAAAGUAGAGGUGAAAAGGCAAAAAUAAGUGAAAUAUGACAUCUGAGCUCAAACCUUCAUAUAAUCAUUGUCUACUUCUGUGCUGUACUAUUCAAUUUGGUCCAUUCAGUCUACUGGCUCUUUGGAUGAGUAAUCCACUUAGUUACCCUCCUCUGCCCUUUCCCCACAUUCCUGCAGGUUUUUUUCUCAAGAAUUUAUCAAAGACUAAAUCUUUAUCCACCACUCUUGAGGCAAUGCAUAGUUUAGCGGAAGCAGCAUACUUGUAUGAAGACCCUUCACACAGUACAGAAAAUUAGCAGAGAGAAAGUUGACUUAUUUGCAUUUUCAAAACACUUUCAAGGUAUAUGUGCGUGUGUAUAUGAUUGAUUUGUAAAUUACUUCUCUCAAAACCACUAGCAGCAGUGUUUGGAAACUUGCAUUUAUAAAGUACCUGGUUAUGGCUCAAGAAGUUCAUAUGAAUUGAAUUGUGCUGUACCUUCUGUGGACAUUAAUACACCCUCAGCUAUCAGUUUUGUAUAGAAGCUCACUUAAAGGAACUCAAUUGGUAGUUUAUCUUGCAAGUACCAUAUAUUAACUUCAAAAAAAAUUGUCAUUAAUUGGCAAAGAUAGGAGAAAUAUUUUUGUCUUUCAAUGAGGAUUAGAAUUGCCUUUUUAAUCUUAAUAUUUUUCACAUGCUUAUGUUGUCAAAUUGUAUUUUGCUAAAUGUAGUUUUAUCAUGUUCUAAUACCAAAAUUAAAAGUCUAUGCUGAAA
This is a messenger RNA of Carcharodon carcharias (great white shark), 4866 nucleotides long. RefSeq names its product serine/arginine-rich splicing factor 5-like. Gene Ontology annotation, cellular component: cytoplasm; ribonucleoprotein complex; nucleus. The record is from RefSeq and is a predicted model, not a curated record. Lineage: Eukaryota; Metazoa; Chordata; Chondrichthyes; Lamniformes; Lamnidae. Gene Ontology annotation, molecular function: mRNA binding. The transcript has 8 exons. The coding region runs from base 118 to 978 and encodes 286 amino acids.